CUGGCUUGCACUGUGAUAACCCUGUCCUCCCUUGGCGCGCUGAGAUACGGAGGGCAUGGAGGGAGGCUGAACAAACUUCCAAGGACAAUGCAAGGAACUUCUCAAGGAUAUUCCGCCGGAGUGAAGAGGUGUUGGGAUAUCGGGCUGCUGUGUACAUCCUAGACCUCGGAAAGCCAUCCAAUGAUUACGAGGACUGAAAUGGGUACCCCGCAUUAUCUCAGCACUGCUGCAGCCACGGCACCAGGUGAAUGAAUCUGUAAACGAGGCAGUCCCAGCUGUACUGGUGACCUCCUGAAUGCAGUUAAACUACCUCUUUGCCCUAGCGGAGCGACUUCCAAUCCAGGUCUGGCCUGAAAUCCUAUGAUCCUGGGCCUGUCCAAGGCACUGAGCACCAUGGAGGUCGCGCUGGUAGACUUUGAGAACGUCGACGACAUGGGUGGCUCGGACAUGGUUGGUAGCAGCCCGGGCAGGGGCAUGGGUGACCCCAGCUACCCGAGCGCGAAGAGUGCUAUGGCCACGGCCAUGGACAUGCCAGAGUGCAGUGCGAGCAACCACUUUUUCUCCUCCUCGCAGCCCUCCUCACAGUCUUCUUCCCAGCGCAAGCCCAGCACGGCCGGGCAGAACUUGGGGCUGCCCCCCUCGCCCACGCUACCGCCUGGUGUCUCCAGGAGGGGGCGGGCCAGCUGCGCCAGUCUCAUAUCCAACUGGAAGCUUCUGCUGAACAGCGAUGGCACCCAGAGCGAGACCAUCUUCAGCAAGCUGGCGAAGGAGUGCUGCGAAGACCUGUUUGUGGACAAGCGGGGCCUGGACGAUGGUGACCAAAAAGUGAUCAUCAAUAUUGCGGGCUUGCGAUUCGAAACACAGCUCAAGACUUUAGAUCAGUUUCCCGAGACUCUGCUUGGGGACCCCAUUAAGAGAAUGGAUUACUUUGACCCCAUGAGAAACGAAUAUUUUUUUGAUCGCAACAGGCCGAGUUUCGAUGGCAUUUUGUACUACUAUCAGUCCGGAGGCAAAGUGCGUAGGCCCGCGAAUGUACCCUUAGAUGUUUUUGCAGACGAAAUGAUCUUUUAUGAACUGGGGAAUGAUGCAAUGGAACAGUUUAGGGAGGACGAGGGCUUCAUCAAAGAGGCGGAGGUGCCUUUGCCAACCAACGAGUUCUACAGACAAUUCUGGCUGCUCUUCGAGUACCCGGAGAGCUCCAAUGCCGCCCGAGGUGUGGCAUUGGUCUCCAUCUUCGUCAUCACCAUUUCCAUCGUCAUCUUCUGCCUGGAGACGUUGCCGGAGUUCCGCGACGACCUGGACCACCCGCCUGCCGGUGGCGGUCUGCCUUUGAACCGAUCCCACGGCGGCAGCUCACCCUCCCCUCCAAGUGCCACGGCCAAAACCAUCACCAACACCUUCACGGACCCGUUCUUCAUCGUCGAGACGGCCUGCAUCAUCUGGUUCUCCUUCGAGCUCAUCGUGCGCUUUGUCGUGUGCCCCAGCAAGAAGGAGUUCUUCAACAACCUCAUGAACAUCAUCGACCUCAUCUCCAUCUUCCCAUACUUUGUCACUCUGAUCACAGAGUUGAUGAACAACCCCGAGCUUGCCCAGAGCGCCCCGAACCAGAACAUGUCGCUGGCCAUCCUGCGAAUCGUUCGACUGGUGCGGGUGUUUCGAAUCUUCAAGCUGUCGCGACACUCCAAAGGCCUUCAGAUCUUGGGCCAGACCCUCAAGGCCAGCAUGAGGGAGCUGGGGCUGCUCAUCUUCUUCCUCUUCAUCGGAGUCAUCCUCUUCUCCAGCGCCAUCUACUUUGCCGAGGUGGACGAGCCCGAUACACAGUUCACCAGCAUACCCGACGGGUUCUGGUGGGCCGUGGUGACCAUGACAACCGUGGGGUACGGUGACAUGUGCCCCAUAACUCUGGGCGGGAAAAUGGUCGGAACUCUGUGCGCCAUCGCCGGCGUGCUGACCAUCGCCCUGCCAGUGCCUGUCAUCGUCUCCAACUUUAACUACUUCUACCACCGAGAAACUGAGCAGGAGGACAAGCAGCCCGUCGCCGAGGCGACAGACAAGAGCAUGAAGGCAAAUGCACCAGACAAGAGCAGCAGCAACACAUCUCUGAACAAAGCCAAUGGCUAUCAGUGACAAGUUUUGAGACUAUGAGACUACUGAUGACUGAUUUAUCGGGGAAAUAUGACUAUCACAAGGUGUUUUCAAUGGAUCAGGCUAUUCAUUUUUUUCUGAUGUAUUUAAUACUGUUGUAAACAUGGAAACUACACACCAGUUAUAGACUACUGUAGAUUUGAAUGUAAUUUAGAGGUUUAGAGUUUCGAAGAUGUUUGCAUGUGCUUCAUCUGUUCUGACAUCACUACCACAUUCUUUCAUUCUGUCUUUCUUUCACACUCAGUCAACAACCUAUUUAUCAAUCAAUAUCAACAA
Messenger RNA from Engraulis encrasicolus (European anchovy), 2421 nucleotides. RefSeq names its product potassium voltage-gated channel subfamily A member 10-like. Gene Ontology annotation, cellular component: membrane; voltage-gated potassium channel complex. Lineage: Eukaryota; Metazoa; Chordata; Actinopteri; Clupeiformes; Engraulidae. The record is from RefSeq and is a predicted model, not a curated record. The coding region runs from base 361 to 2127 and encodes 588 amino acids. Gene Ontology annotation, biological process: potassium ion transmembrane transport; protein homooligomerization. Gene Ontology annotation, molecular function: protein binding; delayed rectifier potassium channel activity. The transcript has 3 exons.